Molecule: messenger RNA, 3603 nt
Organism: Oncorhynchus mykiss (rainbow trout)
Lineage: Eukaryota; Metazoa; Chordata; Actinopteri; Salmoniformes; Salmonidae
Product: putative ribonuclease ZC3H12C
Cellular component (GO): cytoplasmic ribonucleoprotein granule; nucleus
Molecular function (GO): mRNA binding; RNA endonuclease activity
Source: RefSeq, a predicted model, not a curated record
CAUCCCACACACCGCUGUCUUCCCAGCCCAACGCCCUGUGUUACAUAUUCAUUAGCCUACUGCUUCGGUGCUUUAAUCAAUGAAUGGACCGCCAAUACUAGGAGGAGGGACUCUGGGCUGAUGUUUGAAAGAUGCUAUCGAAUUAAACGGCAGUUGAGCCUGGCGGCUGUCCAACAAGGCAUGACAUCAUAGUCCACACAGCUUGAUAGUUAUGCGAUCACUGAUAAUGAGCUACGUUAUUCCGAGGAAAAGGUUGUAGGCUACACAACAUACGAUUUCUGUAACAGCGUUUUGGUUUUUCUUGUCGACAUUGGAUUAUCUGCGUGUUUGAAGCAGCUCCUGGGAGCCUCUGGGGUGAUGAUGAUGAGAGAGAGAGACACUGAAACACUUUCUCCCUGCUCUCUUUGUGACCGAAGUCUUUUUCAAAUCUCUGCCGUCCAUCUCUCCCCUUAUUAACAAGUAACUAGGUCAUCUGGAGAACACGCGUUGAAAGAUGCUGAGCUAAGGCCUCAGAGCAGGCCGGACACCCUCCACUGCAUGUUCUGCAUCCCAUCAGGAGGACUGUUGCUUCGAGAGGCUCGUCGCCUACAGAACACAACCCAGUCCCCCUUCUGUGGCUGUGGACAGGCGGCGGGCGCUCAGAGCACCAACCCGACAAUGGCUGCACCGGAGGUGACCCAGAGUGCAACUGGCAGUUGUAUUGUUGGGGAACGUCAGUCAGACACACUUGAGCGGCCCCUCUUCCCCAGGUCUUCCUUUUGUGCACAGAAUACUAAAUUAUUCCAGCUCUGGAUCUGUCUUGGAAUAUUUUUUAGGGGACAUUCUUUCAACCGCUGCAGCCUAGCAACCCUGGGCCAUGUUGCUAAGCAGCCCUCUUUCAUAUAAUGCGCACACUCCCAUCCUCCCACCCCACCAUGACACCUUUAAAGGGAUGUUACAUUUUAGCAGACAUGAAAACAUUUAGAUGAGGUUUUAGGUAACCUUUAAAAGGCUAGAGGCUGCAGACUCAACAGAUGUAUCUGCCAACGUGAUGAUGCCCUGUAGCCACAUUGUUGCACAGUUAUGACUAAAUGAUGAUGCCGUGGGCUAUACACUGACUGUUAUUUCUCGUGAUAUUAUAAUAUGCAGUUGUUUAUAGUGCCCAUCCAGGUUGGGGUUCUUCAAAUCCAUUUCACAAUACAAGAGAUCUAUUGAAACCCCUGUUUGAAAAUGGCAGUUUAUUUACCAUUGUUACCAUUGAGUGUUUCUAUUGAUUUACUUCCUGUUCCUUUACUGUUCAAACCAGUGACUUAGGGGAGCAACCAUAUGCUCCUGAAGCACGGGCGGAGUCGGGCCUUAGCCCAACACAUAACGGCUAUUUGUGUUUAAACAGAGCAGCCUCUGUUUCCCCUGAGAUUGAUGUGUUGUGACGUGGGCUGGGCGGGAGGUGGCACGCUGUGGCUGGCCCCUCUUAAUUAGGACAGGGCACCCCCAGGAUCGCACCCCUCUUUGUCUCAGCCAAUCUGUGCCCUGCUGGGGAGCUCGGCUCAGGUCAGCUAGUCACAUCCAACAACCAAAUAUGGUUCAGCGUUUGAGUAGCCUAGACAUAGCCUUAUUUACUAUGAAAACAUAUGGGAAGUAUUGUAAGACAGCAGUCUGUCGCAGAGCAUAUGUCAAGAUCUGUAUUUAUUGCAGUACAAUUUGUCCAAAAUGUAAAAUAUUGGUUUAUGGAGGAUCAUUAGUUUAGUAUAUUCAAUUAUUCUGUCUCUCUCUGCUCUCUCUCUCUGCUCUCUCGGGUGAAGCUCACAGAUCCGUCUACCUGUUCUCACUAAAGCCAAGAAAUGAAUCUCCCAGGUGUCGAUAGAGUCAAGCCUGUUGAAGUUUCUCAUCAGUUUACUGACCCCAGAGGUGUGUGUCUCGUGAGAUUCAAACUUUAACGAGACAUUUUAUGAGCAUGGAUUCCCUCCUAUUGUUUUUGAACUGAAGUCAAGCCUUGUGUAAUGGAACUCAACUGGUCUUUUGGCUUUACUCACUGAAAUACUCUUCCAAUCGUUUUGAACCUCUCUUUCACUCACUCACUCAUGACGUGGACACGGUAAGACUGGGGUAGAAGUGGUGGGAGUGGUCCUCCGGGUCAGGCCUCAGCCUGCGAGGGCAGUGGAAAUUGCAGCUUGCCCACGCCUGGGGGGAAGGAGAGGGAGGAGAGCGUGGCUUUGACAGUGACCCAGAUUCAGCCUGAAACAGCACUGGUUCUAACCCGGCUGGAGGAGUGUCCGUAUCUGAGCUAGAUGGAGGUGUGCCUGAUCCAAACAUCCACCAACACAGGACUCCCUGUGUGAACCUGGGGUUCGAGGGGCCUCCUGACCCUCUGUCGGGGGAGCCUUCAUCCGGGGAAGCCCUGAGGGAGCACCAGUCCAAGCUGGAGUUUGCCCUGAAGCUGGGCUACGCAGAGGAGCUGGUGCUGGCCAAGCUGGGACCGUACACACUCAUCAACAACAUACUGGGAGAGCUGGUCAAACUGGGCCGUAAAGGCAGAGACAAACCAACAGCUGACUGGGUCCACAGCUUCACAGCCCGCCCCCUCAUCCUCCUGCUCCUCCUCUUCUACCUGUGGGUAUGUGGAGGCGCAGCAGGGUAGGUCAGACUCCCCCUAUUAGACAGACCUCCUCCUUGGGGACAAGGACAACCUGCGGCCCGUCGUCCUGGACGGUAGCAACGUGGCAAUGAGCAUCCAGCUGGCUGUUGAUUGGUUCCUGGAGCGAGGUCACCGUGACAUCACUGUGUUUGUGCCUUCCUGGAAGAAAGAGCAGUCCCACCCUGAUGCCCUCAUCACAGACCAGGAUACCUUGCGUCGUCUGGAGAAGGACAAGAUCUUGGUGUUCACUCCGUCGGGUCCAGGGUCGCCGGGUGACGACCGUUUCAUCGUCAAGCUGGCCUACAAGUCCGACGGCAUCAUCGUCUCCAACGACAACUACCGCGACCUGGCCAGUGAGAAGCCAGAGUGGAAGAAGUUAAUUGACGAGCGGCUGCUCAUGUAAUCAGUUUGUCAACGACAAGUUCAUGUCUCCUGAUGACCCUCUAGGUCCCUCUGCCUGAAAUAUGCAGUGGGUUGGUUAAAAAACAAUACAACCUUUUUAUUUUGUAACGAAGAACCUUCUCUCUGGCACUGUCAGUGAGGGCAAAAAGUCAUGCCUUUACGACACAUGUAAUACUCUGAACCAUGUUCAGCAAACUUAUGCAUGUUUUGGUAACACUUUCUUUUAAUAGUCUGUAAUUAAACAUUAGUUGUCUUUUUGCAGCCCCUAAUCUAAAGUGAGCGCUAUUUAUACUUUAUACAUAUUGAGUGACGUGACAUUGGUAGACAUUUCAGCAGUACUUGGUAAAAUAAUAAACUGACAACAGGAUAUUUAAGGAAAUAUAUAGACUAUGAUUAAUAAAUGGUGUGUACUGUUUAUAAUUAACUUUGUUUAUUACGGAGCCUUAAAGUGUUACCCAUGUUUUAUUCAAGUGUUCGUGUCUUUUCAAUCAGAUUUGUUUUGUUGAGCUUGAUGUAUCAGUUCUGUUGUAUUCUAUUAGCUUGACAACUCCAUGCCUAUUAAAUAUAGUUUUGGUUUGUAAUCUUCA